CGGGUUGUUUUUGUGUUUGCAGCUCUGGGGUGUCGCCGCUGGGAUUUCUUUACCUGACUCUUCUCUUCCCGACCUAGAGGGAGAUCCAGGCCGCGAGCGAGCUCUGCUUUGCAGCCUCGCCACCGCAGCUGACACUUGGGACCCCGAUUCUGCACCCGAUUGCCCCUCGAAGGCCGGGAGCGAGCCGGGAGAGGCGCCGAGGGCGAGCGGAGGGAAGGAGGCCAGGCCCCGCCGGGGGGAUCCGAGCCAGCCUGCGCUCCAUCAUGAAGUUCCAGUACAAGGAGGACCAUCCCUUUGAGUAUCGGAAAAAGGAAGGCGAAAAGAUCCGGAAAAAAUACCCCGACAGGGUCCCUGUGAUUGUGGAAAAGGCCCCUAAAGCCAGGGUGCCUGAUCUGGACAAGAGGAAGUACCUGGUGCCCUCUGACCUCACUGUUGGCCAGUUCUACUUUUUAAUCCGGAAGAGGAUUCACCUGAGACCCGAGGACGCCCUAUUCUUCUUUGUCAACAACACUAUCCCUCCCACGAGCGCUACCAUGGGCCAGCUGUAUGAGGACAACCACGAGGAAGACUAUUUUCUGUAUGUGGCCUACAGUGAUGAGAGUGUCUAUGGGAAGUGAAUGGCGGAAGCCCGGCAGAUGGGAGCACCUGGACUUGGGGGCAGUGGAGGGGGGUGUGUGUGGAACUUGGGGGACAAGAGGGGGGGCUCCCACCAUGGAGGAGACAGAAGGGGAAGACAUUUGGAAACACUAACCACACACACCGUCAUCCUAUUUUUACAUGCUCAAUUGAUAUAUUUUGCUGCUUUCUCAGCCCAGGGAGAAAGCAUGUCAAGACAGAGCUGUCGGAUUGGCUUUGCUAAUCGAAGGGGAGAAUAAAAUCUCAAUGAUACUAUGGUUUUAUGGAAGAAUCAAGAAUGGGCAAGUUGGGGCCAGAGAUAAUUGUGGACCACCAAUCAUUUCCUGUUCUCCCUAAUCAUGGGGCAGAUUUAUUUGUAUAAUUUGUACACAACUGGUAGAGAAAGGGUUUGGGGAUAUUUUAGGAUUACUUGAGGGGACCAUAAUUGGGGACCAAAUGAAAUCAUCAUAAUUCAGGCUUUAUGACCCUUGAUCUCAGCAAUCUCAAUACCUCCUGCCCCUCAACCUAUUCAAAAACUCAUCCACAAACAUCACAGUACUGAUCUGGCUUGGUAAUGAAUAUUUGAUACAGAAAUGUAGAUGGAACACUGAGCUAUUGGAAAAUUGGAACCAGCACAAAGGAUCAAUGAUUAGGAAGGUAGUUUAUAGUCUACAUACUGAAAUGCAUUCAGUAUUGAGCAUCUCUGUCUAACCUGCUCUCUCCUUGAGGCCCUUUACUCCAUACCUGCCUGAGACCUGAAUGAAUCUCAACCAUGUCCAAAUAUAGGCAGUACCCUCUGCUCCAGCAUUGUCCAAAUGUUGCUUCAUGGAGAGGGCAAGGGCAGGCUACACCUGCUUUGGUUUCACCCUCAUGUCCCCAAUCCAGAAUUCUUGCUAUUUUUCCUUGUCUCAUGCACAGAAAGACUAACUGAUGAUCAGCUGCUUUUCUGUUUUCUCUUCCAUUUUGUUUUUACUGCAGCUGCUAGUUAUGCAAACUGUGGAGAAUGCCCCCUCCUUCCCCCCAGUAAUUCAGGGGAUUCUGAUGAUUUUGAUUAGUUUUUACUUUCUGUAGAGGUUAUGGCAUGGGCCAGCGUGGGGUGCAAGAGUUGCACACACACACAUGACAUUUCAAUUCAUUUCUGCUAAAGAAAAAGGUCUACACAUGUGGGGGACUUUGUCCGUUCAUUCCGUCCACUGCAGGUUCCUCUGUAAUGAAAUCAAUGCUGUCAGGCCAAGGAAAUAAAAUAAUUGCAUACUUUGAAAAACCA
Suncus etruscus (white-toothed pygmy shrew) is the source of this 1882-nucleotide messenger RNA. RefSeq names its product GABA type A receptor associated protein like 1 (gene GABARAPL1). NCBI's taxonomy places the organism in Eukaryota, Metazoa, Chordata, Mammalia, Eulipotyphla, Soricidae. Bases 264 to 617 code for a protein of 117 amino acids. Gene Ontology annotation, biological process: cellular response to nitrogen starvation; macroautophagy; autophagosome assembly. Gene Ontology annotation, molecular function: GABA receptor binding; ubiquitin protein ligase binding. Gene Ontology annotation, cellular component: autophagosome; cytosol; autophagosome membrane. The transcript has 4 exons. The record is from RefSeq and is a predicted model, not a curated record.